AAUGAGGUAGAGAUAAUUUAUUUAUGUAGAGAUUAAGGAGUUUAUUAUUAUUGCAAAAUGCAAUUGAAAUAUUAUAAAUAUUUUUAUUAUAAAAUGACUGAGUCUAAAGAUAAAUACUGUAAUAAAUCAGGAGACUCUGAAGAUUCAGCUGACAAACUCAGAAAGAAAAUCUAGAAAUCUAAGCAUCAGGGUGGGGUUACGACGUCUUCUAAAAUACGAGAGAUGUUUAAAAAGUAACAGUUCAAGGAGAUUGUAAAUUGGGCUGAGAAAGAUUCUUCAAAUACUAUCAUUCAUGAGUAUGAUGAGAUUAAGGUGAAUUCACAAACUUUGAAAGUAGGACAAAAUGCAUUAAUUAAAAAUGCCAAUAAUCCGUCUGAGGAUUAUGUUGGAAAAAUAUAGAAGAUAAUCACAAUAAAUGAAAAUAACUCAUCAAAAUUCAUUUGUCUUUGUGAAGUCAGAUGGUAACCAAGAUAGUGAAUAAUAGGUUUUAUCGCAAAAGUGAGGUGAUUAAAUUUCGACCUUCAGCUAAGGUUUGGAUUUCCAACAGUGAGGUUUUUAGUACUUCAUGUACAGACUAUAUUUUGGCCUCAGCGAUUUAAUCUCCUUGCAUUAUUUACUCUUUAGAAGAGUACGAAAGUGCAUAGACUUUGGAUAAGUGCACUUUCUUCACAAGAUUAGGUUGGAUACCAAGCAAAAAUAGAUUCGAAGGUUAUUCAAAAUUGACAAACCAUUGCACUUGCAAAUAACCCUUGAAUCCGGAUUUGCCUUCUAUCCAAGUAUUAACUCAUAACUAUAUAGUGCGACAAAUGCCAGAAAUGGUACCAUAUGAACUGCGUUGGGGUUACUAAAUCAGAUUAUGAUCAAAAAGAGUACAUAUGUGGGUGUUGUAGAUGAUAUAUAAUUUAAACGAAACUUAGAAUUUACAUUGAUUUUUUAUCAUCAAAUAA
This is a messenger RNA of Paramecium octaurelia, 947 nucleotides long. The record is from the annotation of a GenBank genome assembly. NCBI's taxonomy places the organism in Eukaryota, Ciliophora, Oligohymenophorea, Peniculida, Parameciidae.